AUGAGGGAUAGCAUCAAGUCAAGUGCGAAUAUUUUGAGCUUCAAGUUAACCGCAACGUCUGAUAUGUUUUUGCAUCCAAAAAAAGAUUUCGCGGUCAGAAAAAAAAAAGAUUGGUCGACAACUAGAAAAUUGAUUUUUGGAAGUUAUUGUAAAUGCAGACAAUCAGAUCAAUUUACAACCAAAUAA
Molecule: messenger RNA, 186 nt
Organism: Clunio marinus
Lineage: Eukaryota; Metazoa; Arthropoda; Insecta; Diptera; Chironomidae
Source: the annotation of a GenBank genome assembly